Messenger RNA from Dictyostelium discoideum AX4, 1329 nucleotides. It is a transcript of the gene argJ, whose product is annotated as amino-acid N-acetyltransferase. Gene Ontology annotation, cellular component: mitochondrial matrix. Lineage: Eukaryota; Evosea; Eumycetozoa; Dictyosteliales; Dictyosteliaceae. The record is from RefSeq and is a predicted model, not a curated record. Gene Ontology annotation, molecular function: L-glutamate N-acetyltransferase activity, acting on acetyl-L-ornithine as donor; L-glutamate N-acetyltransferase activity, acting on acetyl-CoA as donor. The coding region runs from base 1 to 1329 and encodes 442 amino acids. The transcript has 4 exons. Gene Ontology annotation, biological process: L-arginine biosynthetic process.
AUGUUUUCAAAUAUAGUUAAUAAAAAAUUAUUUCAAAACUCAACAACUACUUCUUUUUUAAGACAUUAUAGUACUAUAAAAAAUACAACAACAUCACCAAAAGGAUUUAAAACUGGUACAUAUGCAUGCGGAUUAAAAAAGAGUGGAGCAUUAGAUAUUUGUUUAAUUCAUUCAGAGAAAGAAUGUAAUGUUGCAGCAGUAUUUACAGAGAAUAAAGUUAAAGCAGCACCAGUUUUAUUAAGCAAGUCAUUAAUAGAGAAACAUAAAAACACUGGUUUCCAAUCUUUAAUUAUAAAUAGUGGUGGUGCUAAUGCUUGUACAGGUCCAGAAGGUGAAAAAAAUGCUCAAACAAUGUCUUUUUUAUCUUCAAAAUUGGUAAAUGCAAAACAACAAUCAUUAGUAAUGUCAACUGGUAUUAUUGGUCAACAAUUAGAUAUGAAAAAAGUUGAACUUGGUAUUACAAAAGCAUCUGAAAAUUUAAAAGAUGAUUGGUUAUCAGCAGCAAAAGCAAUUAUGACAACAGAUAAAGUACCAAAAUUAGUUCAAAAACAAAUUGAAAUUCAAGGUAAACAAGUUAAUAUUACAGGUAUUUGCAAAGGAGCAGGUAUGAUUCAUCCAAAUAUGGCAACAAUGUUAUGUACACUUUGUACAGAUGCAGAUAUUAGUGAGGAAGCAUUAAAGAGUGCAUUAAAACAUUCAAUUGAUUAUUCAUUCAAUAGUAUUAAUGUUGAUGGUGAUAUGAGUACCAAUGAUACGGUUGCAGUAUUUUCAAAUGGUUUGGCAGGUAACAAGAGAAUUGAUUCAACCAAUUCCAAAGAGUAUUUAUUAUUAGAGAAAGCAAUGAGAGAAUGUGCAACUGAAUUGGCUCAAAUGAUCGUCAGAGAUGCUGAAGGUGCAACCAAGUUCAUCAGUGUGGUAGUUAGAGGUGCUAAAACCGAAAAGGAUGGUAAAAUCAUUGCAAAUUCAAUUGCAACCUCUUCAUUGGUAAAGACAGCAAUGUAUGGUGAAGAUGCAAAUUGGGGUAGAGUUUUAGCCGCUGUUGGUUAUAGUGGUGCUGAUGGUGUUGUACCUUCAAAUAUUUCAAUGUGGUUCGCAUCUGGUUAUGGUGAUAAUAUUGGUAUCGGUCAAAAGAAUGAUCCUCUCAUUGCAAUGCAAUUCCUUAAAGAUGGUCAACCAACUCCAAAAGAUGAUGAAAAAGCUGCCAAAUUAUUAUCAAAUAAAGAUAUUAGUAUAAUUGUUGAUUUAAAUAAUGGUAAUCAAAAUUAUACUAUGUGGACUUGUGAUUUAACAGUUGAUUAUGUUAAAGCAAAUUCUCAUUAUAGAACUUAA